GGGGCCAGCUUCUGAUUUUGAGACCAGCCUUCCUAAAGCUGGUUAGUCCCAUCACUCCAAUUACCUUUAAGUGAAUCUCCACACUGUCAACAUGUUAUUGCAGGUUUAAUUUCCGUAAACACUGGAAAGGAUGAUGCCAAAUUAUCAUUUGCUGAAAUGAUUGUAUGCCUAGACAACCCAAAGAAAUUAACUGAAAUGCUACAGAGCUAAUAAGGUGUGUGUGUGUGUGUGUGUGUGUGUGUGUCAUUUUACAAAUGAGAAACCGAUGAGCAAGGAGGGAUAGAUCCAGGCAGUCAGCCCCAUGGUCUGCACAUCUAACCAGCGGGCAGAUGCUUAUGGUAAUAAACAUUUCCAGAACGAGACGCAGGUGUCCUUUUAACACCAUUCCGAUUUCAGGGAGAGCUUGCCUGGCGCCCUCCGAUUCCCACUAGAGGAGACAUCGCCAUGCUCCAUCCACAAAUAGUGCCACCUGCUCCUGUAGCCCCUCCUGACAGGCCGUGUAACCAUCGGUACAGUAACCUGUGAUCAUCAAGCCUCUUCCUGCGCAACGGAGCGACUCCGCCAAGCCUCCUGGCACCAAUGCCUACGCGGGAGUCAGAAUAAAAACACUGGGGCUCCACCAUCACAAGUGAGUCCACCGGGUUCCGGGCCAUGUGGGCUUCGGGGGCGCCCCAGGCGGGGGCGGGCUCUGCCUGACAACACACCUUCCGCCCGCCGACCGCGCCGCGCCGCCCGGGUUCCCGCGGUGUCCACCUGGCUGGAGCUCGACCUGGCGCUCCGCCGCCCCCGCUCGGUCUUCCGCGUUCCCACGCUCCCUUGCGCUAAGGACACGUCCGCCGGUCCCGCAGGGCCCUUCUAGGCCGCCGUGGCGCCUCUCUAUGAUCCGUCGCCGCGUUGCGAGGGGAUGUCAUGGCGGCCGGCGUCGAGUUGGCAGGAUUUGCUCACAGAACCGGGGGAAGGCACUGAAGCAGAGGAAGAGGUGGCCCAGCUGGACGGCGGGAAGUCGCGGGCAUGAGCCGAGGCCCCGCGGGGGUGGCCGUGUGACAGGAGGCGGGCCCCCGAGAGAGUCCCAGGCCGGGCCUCCGCGUUUCUAUGCGGAACGGGACGUCGGCGGGGGAGCCCCCGAAGACGCCCGCGUUGCCUAGGAACCCCGCCCCGUGUCCUCGGCUCCUGAGGGCGUAGAGUGUGGAGCGAAGGCAGCCGCCAGAGGACAUUUGGCGGGGUCGUCCGACGGCGCCGGGCGCGUUUUCCCGGAGCGGAGCGGGGCGUUGUCUAACCCGCGGCGAUGUCGUCCUGGCUGGGGGGCCUCGGCUCCGGCCUGGGCCAGUCGCUGGGGCAGGUCGGGGGCAGCCUGGCUUCCCUCACUGGCCAGAUUUCAAACUUUACGAAGGAUAUGCUGAUGGAGGGCGCGGAGGAAGUGGAAGCAGAAUUACCUAAUUCCAGGAGAAAGGAAAUUGAAGCCAUUCAUGCAAUCUUAAGAUCAGAGAAUGAAAGACUAAAGAAACUUUGUUCUGAUCUAGAAGAAAAGCAUGAAGCUUCUGAGCUUCAAAUAAAGCACCAAUCUACCAGUUAUCGAAAUGAACUACAACAGAAAGAGGUGGAAAUCAGUCAUCUUAAAGCAAGACAGAUUGCACUACAGGACCAAUUGCUAAAGCUGCAGUCCGCUGCCCAGUCUGUAAAUUCAGGAGCUGGCAGUGUGCCCACAACCACUGCAUCAUCAUCAUUCAAUUAUGGUAUCAGCCAUCAUGCUGCCGCUUUCCACGAUGAUGACAUGGACUUUGGUGAUGUAAUUUCAUCUCAACAAGAAAUAAACAGAUUGUCAAAUGAAAUUUCAAGGCUUGAAUCUGAAGUUGCACAUUGGAGGCAUAUUGCUCAGAUUUCUAAAGCACAAGGAUCAAGCAGCUCGGAUCAAAGUGAAAUUUGCAAACUGCAAAAUAUAAUUAAGGAACUUAAACAGAACCGAAGUCAGGAAAUAGAUGAUCAUCAACAUGAAAUGUCAGUAUUACAGAAUGCACAUCAACAGAAAUUGGCAGAAAUAACGCGUCGGCAUCGAGAAGAAUUAAGUGAAUAUGAAGAACGAAUUGAAGAACUGGAAAAUCUGUUACAACAAGGUGGCUCAGGAAUUGCGGUAACUGAUUACCCUAAAAUCCAUGAGAUGCAAAGAACUAUUCAAGUUCUACAAACUGAAAAAGUAGAGUCUGCAAAAAAAAUAGAAGAACUUGAGAAACAAAUAAAAGAUAUAAGUAAAAAAUUAUCGUCUUCAGAAAAUGACAGAGAAGUUUUGAGGAAGGAACAAGAACGACUAAAUGUAGAAAACAGGCAAAUAAGUAAAGAAUGUGAAAGCUUGAAACUGGAAUGUAGUAAAUUGCAGCCUUAUGCUAUGAAGCAAAGUGACGCUGUGAAGGAAGAGGAAAGCAUUCUUCCACAGAGCACAUCACUGGAAGAAGAGGUGUUCAGACUACAGCAGGCACUGUCUGAUGCUGAAAGUGAAAUAACAAGACUGAGUCAUUUAAACCAGGAUAAUCUCACUGAAGACAAUCUGGAACUUAAAAUGCGUGUUCAAGUUUUAGAAAAAGAGAAUUCAUUAUUGAUUCAAGAAAAGGAAGAGCUUCACUUAUCACUUUUAAAAUUAAACAAUGAAUAUGAAGAAAUUAAAAGUACAACUGUGAGAGACAUGGAUUUGGAUUCAAAAUUACAUGACUUAAGACUUAAUUUGGAGGCAAAGGAACAAGAGCUCAAUCAGAGUAUUAUCGAAAAGGAAGUACUGAUAGCUGAGUUAGAAGAACUGGAUAAGCAGAACCAAGAAGCUACAAAGCACAUGAUUUUGAUAAAAGAUCAGCUAUCAAAACAGCAAAAUGAGGGAGAUAGCAUCAUCAAUAAACUAAAAAUAGACCUAAAUGAUGAAAAAAAGAGAGUUCAUCAACUUGAAGAUGAUAAAAUGAACAUUACUACAGAGUUAGACGUACAGAAAGAAAAGUUAAUUCAAAGUGAACUGGUCCUAAAUGACUUGAAUUUAACCAAGCAAGAGCUAGAGGAUAAAAUAGAAGAUUUAGUAGAUCAACUGAAUAAAUCACAAAACAAUAAUUUAAAUAUCCAGAAGGAGAACUUUGAGCUUAAGGAACAUAUUAAACAAAAGGAGGAGGAACUUUCUAGAGUCAGAUGUGAAAUAACUCAGCCUCUUAAUCAAGACUCUAACAGUAAUCUUAAGGAUGACUUACUUAAAGAAAGAGAAGCUGACAUCAGAAACUUAAAGCAAAAUCUUUCAGAAGUAGAACAGCUCAAUGAAAAUUUAAAGAAAGCUUCUUUUGAUCUCAAAAUGGAAAAUGAAAAGUUGGUUUUAGCAUGUAAAGACUUAAGACUUCAGUUGGAAGAAUCUAUUGCUGGUAACAAUCAGAUUUCUCUAGAAAAAAACACCAUUUUGGAGAGACUAAAAACGGAAAAAGGACAGUUAGAAGCAGAAUUGUGUCGGGCUGAAAAGAGGCUGUUGGAAGAAGCAAACAAGUAUGAGCAGACCAUUGAAGAACUGUCAAAUGCACGGAACUUGAGUGCCUCUACUUUACAGCUGGAACAUGAGCGCUUAAUUAAGCUCAGUCAAGAGAAAGACUUGGAAAUCGCAGAACUCAAGAAGAAUAUUGAGCAGAUAGGUAUUGAUCAUACAGAGACUAAGAACAUUUUGUCAUCUAGUUUAGAAGAGAGGAAGCAAUUAACACAACUUAUUAAUGAGAAAGAAGUUUUUAUUGAAAGACUUAAAGAGAGAAGUUCAGAGCUCCAGGAUGAGUUAGAUAAAUAUACUGAAGCCUUAAGAAAAAAUGAAAUUUUGAAGCAAACCAUAGAAGAGAAAGACAGACAUCUUGGAUCCAUGAAAGAAGAAAAUAAUCACCUAAAAGAAGAACUGGAACGACUCAGGGAACAGCAGAGUCGAGCUGCACCAGUGGCUGAGCCUAAAACCCUUGACUGUAUUACGGAACUUGAAUCUGAGAUAUCUCAAUUGAAUAUAAUAAAGGAUAAUCUUGAAGAGGAAAUAAAACAGCACCGAAAGAUAAUUGAAGAUCAAAACCAGAGUAAAAUGCAACUGCUUCAAUCUUUACAAGAGCGUAAGAAGGAAAUGGAUGAGUUUAAAUACCAGCAUGAGCAAAUGAAUGUCACGCACACCCAACUCGUAUUAGAGAAAGAUGAGGAAAUUAAGACUUUACAAAAAACAAUUGAAGAAAUCAAAACCCAGUUGCAUGAACAAAGGCAAGGUAUUCAAACAGAGAAUUCUGAUAUUUUUCAAGAAACAAAAGUUCAGAGCCUUAACAUAGAAAAUGGAAGUGAAAAACAUGAUUUAUCUAAAGCUGAAACUGACAGAUUAGUUAAAGGAAUAAAGGAACGAGAAUUAGAGAUUAAACUUCUAAAUGAAAAGAAUAUAUCUUUAACCAAACAGAUUGAUCAGCUGUCCAAGGAUGAGGUUGGGAAGCUAACUCAAAUUAUCCAACAGAAAGAUUUGGAGAUUCAGGCUCUCCACGCUAAAAUUUCUUCAGUUUCCUACAACCAGGAUAUUGUUUACCUUCAACAGCAGCUUCAGGCCUUCGCUAUGGAAAGAGAACAAGUAUUAGCUGUUUUGAAUGAGAAGACUAGGGAAAAUAGCCAUCUUAAAACAGAAUAUCACAAAAUGAUGGAUAUAGUUGCUGCCAAAGAAGCAGCCCUCCUUAAGCUGCAAGAUGAAAAUAAGAAAAUGUCUACUAAAUUUGAAGGUGCUGGCCAGGAAAUGUUUCGAGAAACUGUUCAGAAUUUAUCUCGUAUCAUUCGAGAAAAAGAUAUUGAAAUAGAUGCAUUAAGUCAGAAAUGUCAGACCUUAUUGACAGUUUUACAAACAUCCAGCCCCAACGAUGCGGUGGGAGGUGUGAAUAGUAAUCAGUUUGAGGAGCUUCUACAGGAGCGUGAUAAAUUAAAACAACAAGUAAAAAAGAUGGAAGAGUGGAAGCAGCAGGUAAUGACCACAGUACAGAAUAUGCAGCAUGAAUCAGCCCAGCUUCAAGAAGAACUCCACCAGCUUCAGGCACAAGUGCUGGUAGACAGUGACAAUAAUUCUAAGUUACAAGUGGACUAUACUGGCCUGAUCCAAAGCUAUGAGCAGAAUGAAACCAAACUCAAAAUUUUUGGGCACGAACUAGCGCAAGUUCAGCAUAGCAUAGGGCAGCUUUGCAACACCAAAGAUCUUCUUUUAGGAAAACUUGAUAUUAUCUCACCUCAGUUCUCUUCUGGAUCAUUGCUUGCCUCCCAGUCUGCAGAGUCUCUUAAGGCAGCUAAGUCUGAAACAUUAAGUGAAGCUCCUCAGCAGGAGAUAGAAGAGCUAAGAAAGUUGCUGCAGGAGAAAGAUACAGCAAUUAGAACGCUCCAGGAAAAUAAUCACAGACUGUCGAAUUCAAUCGCUGCCACCUCAGAGCUAGAAAAAAAAGAACACGAACAAACAGAUUCCGAAAUUAAACAGCUGAAGGAGAAACAAGAUGUUUUGCAAAAGUCACUUAAAGAGAAAGACCUCUUGAUUAAAGCCAAAAGUGAUCAAUUACUUUCUAUAAAUGAAAAUUUCAAAAACAAGGUGAAUGAAAAUGAACUUUUAAGGCAGGCAGUAACAAACCUGAAGGAGAGGACAUUAAGUUUAGAAAUGGACAUUUGUAAAUUAAAAGAGGAAAAUGAAAAAAUAGUAGAAAAAACUAGGGAAAAGGAAACAGAAUAUCAAGCAUUGCAAGAGACUAAUAUGAAGUUUUCUAUGAUGUUGCAAGAAAAAGAGUUUGAGUGCCACUCAAUGAAGGAGAAAGCUCUUGCUUUUGAGCAUCUACUGAAAGAAAAAGAGGGCGAGACAGGGGAGUUAAAUCAGCUUUUAAAUACGGUUAAGUCAAUGCAGGAGAAGACGGUUACAUUUCAACAGGAGAGAGAUCAAGUCAUGUUUGCCCUGAAACAGAAACAGAUGGAAAACACUGCUCUGCAGAAUGAGGUUCAACAUUUACGUGACAAAGAAUUACGCUUAAACCAGGAACUAGAGAGAUUGCGUAACCAUCUUUUAGAAACAGAAGAUUCUUACACCCGUGAAGCUUUGGCUGCUGAAGAUAGAGAGGCUAAUCUAAGAAAGAAAGUCACAGCAUUGGAGGAAAAGCUAGUUUCAUCCUCUAGUGCAAUGGAAAAUGCAAGCCAUCAGGCCAAUUUGCAGGUAGAGUCAUUGCAGGAACAAUUGAACGUAGUCUCCAAGCAAAGGGAUGAGACUGCCCUGCAGCUUUCUAUGUCUCGAGAACAAGUAAAGCAGUAUGCUCUAUCACUCUCCAACCUGCAGAUGGUACUAGAGCAUUUCCAGCAAGAGGAAAAAGCUAUGUAUUCUGCUGAACUAGAAAAGCACAAACAGCUUGGAGCUGAAUGGAAGAAAAAGGCAGAAAAUUUGGAAGGAAAACUGAUAUCAGUACAGGAACGUUUGGAUGAAGCAAAUGCUGCAUUGGAUUCAGCAUCAAGACUCACAGAGCAAUUAGAUUUAAAGGAAGAACAAAUUGAACAACUUAAAAAACAAAAUGAGCUCCGACAAGAAAUGCUGGAUGAUGUACAAAAAAAAUUGAUGAACUUAGUAAACAGCACAGAAGGAAAAGUAGACAAAAUCCUAAUGAGAAACCUCUUCAUUGGACAUUUCCACACACCAAAGAACCAGCGUCAUGAAGUGUUAAGAUUAAUGGGAAGCAUUCUGGGUAUCAAAAGGGAGGAUAUGGAACAGUUGUUGAAUGAAGAUCAGGGCGGAGUUACCAGAUGGAUGACUGGGUGGCUUGGAGGAGGAUCAAAAAGUGUCCCCAACACACCUCUGAGACCAAAUCAGCAAUCUAUGUUUAAUAGUUCUUUUUCAGAACUUUUCGUUAAAUUUCUAGAAACAGAAUCUCAUCCGUCUAUUCCACCACCAAAGCUUUCUGUUCAUGAUAUGAAACCUUUAGACUCACCAAGAAGGAGAAAAAUAGAUAUAAAUAUACCGGAAAGUUUUAAAGAUACGACAGAACCCAGGUCUGGGAGAAGAACAGAUGUGAGUCCGUUCUUGGCUCCCCGCUCUGCAGCUGUGCCUCUCAUGAACCCGGCUGGACUUGGACCUGGUGGGCCUGGGCACCUCCUUUUGAAACCCAUCUCAGAUGUGCUGCCCACGUUUACGCCUUUGCCAGUGUCGCCUGACAACAGUGCCGGGGUUGUGUUGAAGGACCUUUUGAAUCAAUAGAUGACUCUCAAGCCAGAGACGACAUGCACAGCACUUUAGAGAAACACUAAACGUAGGUACUUAAUCACGAAGUGGCCUUUUGGAAAAAGUCAUGUAUUUGUUUGCAGUUGUACUUUCUUUAAAUUUAAUAAAACAUAUUCUUAUUGUUUUUAGAAAUUACAGGUGUCACAGGAGGAAGUGUUUGUUAUAUAUUUUUUCCCUUCUCUAAUUUAACCUAAUUCAGGCUAGAAACAUUUGAUUUUUUUAAUCUUAACUUACAGAAGUAAGUAAAAUAAAAGUAGCUAUAUGUCAGCUUUUAAUUUUCUUCUCUGAUUUUCAAGUUAAUUUAGGCUAGUCGAGAUAUGUGGUUGUCUUUUAAAGAUAAUCAUGAGAUUUACACCUUCCCCCCCCCAAAAAAAAAAGAAAAGAGAAGGAAGAAGAAGUAAUAGAUAGCUAUGGCUUCACUGCAUCAUGCAGAAAAUUUAUAAGAUGAUUACAUGGUAAUCAUCUGUAUAGAGGACUUGGUGUAGACAGGACAAGAGCAAGGUUGCCCCUGGGAGGACAUAGGUGUCCUGAGGGGGAAUGUGUGUAUUUUGUUCUAUGCACCGUUAUCACAUGUGUAAAUCCAUGUGACCUCCCCUACAGAAAAGAUACACCGAGAACCCCCCGUGUUGCCCUUUUACGGUCAUAGCCACCUCCUUCCUUAGCCCCUCCCUUAACCUGUGGCAACCACUCACUGUUCUCCCAUUCUGUAGAGUGCUAUGUAAAUGGAAUCCUAUACGAUGUAACCUUUUUUGAGAUUGACUUUUUUCACUCAGUAUAAUGCCCUUCGAAAUCUAUCCAAAUUAUUGCAUGUAUCGGCCUUUCUCUUUUUAUUGUCAAGUGCAUACUAUGGGUAUAUGAUUUGGUUCUAAGAGCUAAGUUAUCUUUUUAAAGUUAUCUUAAAACUACCAGUACUUGUUUUUUCACACCUAUACACACAACUGUCAUGUAAGUGUUAAAUCAUACAGGUGCAUUUACGGAACUAUAAUUAGUAAUAUCACCAAACACGGCCCCUCCUUCCUCUGUCUGAGCUGUCCAUGUGAGAGGUACCGUAUGUCAGUCCAGGAGUUGUCCACUCACAUCUUCAUGGUCAUCAAGGGUAGUGGAAUUACUUCAGCAACACCAGCACCUGGUGUUUGGAACUUAAGAAUAAGGGAGUAUUUCUUUAAUUUUUUAUAAUCCUGUCA
Molecule: messenger RNA, 8424 nt
Organism: Pipistrellus kuhlii (Kuhl's pipistrelle)
Lineage: Eukaryota; Metazoa; Chordata; Mammalia; Chiroptera; Vespertilionidae
Gene: TRIP11
Product: thyroid hormone receptor interactor 11
Exons: 21
Coding region: 1286-7216 (1976 amino acids)
Biological process (GO): Golgi organization; endoplasmic reticulum to Golgi vesicle-mediated transport
Cellular component (GO): Golgi apparatus
Molecular function (GO): small GTPase binding
Source: RefSeq, a predicted model, not a curated record